This is a messenger RNA of Eutrema salsugineum, 1937 nucleotides long. RefSeq names its product MLO-like protein 6. The transcript has 14 exons. The record is from RefSeq and is a predicted model, not a curated record. Bases 92 to 1849 code for a protein of 585 amino acids. Gene Ontology annotation, biological process: defense response. NCBI's taxonomy places the organism in Eukaryota, Viridiplantae, Streptophyta, Magnoliopsida, Brassicales, Brassicaceae. Gene Ontology annotation, cellular component: membrane.
UAAGAAAAUAAUAUAAAACGCUGAUAAAAAACUGCGUUUCAAACGAAAGCUUUUUUUAUUUUGGUUGCUUAAGAUUGUUCUGUGAGCUCUAAUGGAGAAUAAGGUGAAAGAAAAAGACCUACAACAGACUUCCACGUGGGCCGUCGCCGUGGUUUGCUUCGUCUUGCUUCUAAUUUCGAUUGUCAUUGAGAAACUGAUUCAUAAAGUUGGAACCUGGUUUAAAAGGAAGAACAAAAAAGCUCUUUAUGAAGCUCUUGAAAAGGUGAAAGCAGAGCUUAUGCUGAUGGGAUUCCUAUCACUACUGCUAACAAUUGGCCAAAACUUUACAUCAAAUAUUUGCAUCUCCAAGAGCAUCGCAGCAUCAAUGCACCCUUGCAGUAAAGAAGAAGCGGCGAGAAUCUACGGCCCUAAGGAAGAUCCCAGAAAUGACAAAGGAGACGAAGAAAACUCUGGUCGAAAGCUUCUCCAGUUAGUCGAUUCUUUCAUUCCUCGGAGGAGUUUGGCUACUAAAGGUUAUGACAAAUGUGCAAAAAAGGGACAAGUCGCUUUUGUAUCGGCUUAUGGGAUGCAUCAGCUUCAUAUAUUCAUCUUCGUUCUUGCGGUUUGUCAUGUGAUCUACUGUAUUGUUACUUAUGCUUUGGGCAACACCAAGAUGAAAAGGUGGAAGAGGUGGGAAGAGGAGACAAAGACAAUCGAAUAUCAGUACUCACACGAUCCAGAGAGGUUUAGGUUUGCAAGAGAUACAUCUUUUGGGCGUAGACAUCUGAAUUUCUGGAGUAAAUCGUCUAUUUUGCUGUGGAUUGUAUGUUUCUUCAGACAGUUCUUUGGAUCUGUAACCAAAGUUGACUACUUGACACUAAGACAUGGUUUCAUCAUGGCCCAUUUGGCUCCUGGGAGUGAUGCGAGGUUUGAUUUCCGGAAAUACAUUCAGAGAUCAUUAGAGGAAGACUUCAAGACCAUUGUCGAAAUCAGCCCUGUGAUCUGGUUUGUCGCCGUGCUAUUCCUCUUAUCCAACACAAACGGAUUGAGUUCUUACCUCUGGCAACCAAUCAUUCCUUUCGUCGUGAUUCUUAUUGUUGGGACAAAGCUUCAAGUGAUAAUAACAAAACUAGGACUACUAAUCCAAGAGAAAGGCGAUGUAGUGAAAGGCAUGCCGCUUGUUAAGCCCGGUGAUCAUCUAUUCUGGUUUGGUCGACCACGUUUCAUUCUCUUCCUCAUUCACUUGGUCCUCUUCUCGAACGCGUUUCAACUCGCUUUCUUUGCCUGGACUACGUAUGAGUUCAAGAUCGAUAACUGUUUCCACAAAAACAGAGCAGCUGUGAUCAUCAGAAUCUCACUAGGAGUCAUCGUACAGAUUCUUUGCAGCUACGUGACUCUUCCUCUCUACGCUCUAGUUACUCAGAUGGGUUCAAAGAUGAAACCUACAGUGUUCAACAAGAAAGUAGCAACGGCGUUAAAGAGUUGGCAUCACAAAGCUAAGAAACAGAUCAAACAUGGAAGAAACUCAGAAUCAACGACGCCUUUCUCUAGCCGUCCAACUACACCGACACGCGGUUCUUCUCCGAUUCAUCUCCUCCGCAACUUCCAUAAACGAAGCAGAAGCGCCGACGAAAGCUUCGUGAAUUCUCUGUCUUCUCCGAGAUACUCUGAUUUCGACUCGUGGGAACCUGAGCCUCAACACGAAGCUUCUUCUUCCGCAUACCAUCAUUCUAGGGUUAGAGAAGAAGACUUUGAGAACAAAGCUUCUUCUUCAUCUGUUGUGGAGCUUCCUUCUAGACCUGAACAAAUACCAACACAGCUUCAGCAUGAGAUUACUAUAAGCCUGAGGGAUUUUUCGUUUAAAAAAUGAUUUGCUCAUUUUUAAAUUGAUUAUUAUUAGUGAUUUGUUAAUAUGUUAUAUGGAAACAGAUCUUAUACAAAAAAUUCUUCUCGUUUUA